GUCGAUGCACUCGCUCCGAACGUAGUUCAUUGUCGUCGUCAUCGUAGUUCAACGCAGUCAUCCGCGCGGCCAUAGCACACGAAAAGAAAGUGGUAAACCGGUGGGGGCUGUAGAUGACCCGUUGACCCGUUGCCGGUACAGUAUCGUUUAGUGACCGCCGCCGCAGACGCAACGGGACCGGCUGCGUGUUGGACGUGUUUUUUUUUAUUAUUUUUUCUAACCCGAUCGUCGUCGUCGUCGUCGUCGUCGUUGUGCGCCAAACUCUCCAGACGCAAUCGUACAGAAUUCACGAUGUAUCGUCCAACGUGGUGGUGCGUCGUCUUGGCCGCGGCGUGCACGGCAUCGUGUUCCGGUGCCACCGUACCGUCGACCGUCACGGACUUGCUGUGGACCGGGCUGGAAGGCGUGAUCCAGCAGAGGAGCGGACUACCGGCCGAGUCGAAACAGGUGCCCGAGAAGCGGUGUGAGUGCCAGAGCCCGGAGCUGAAGUCGUGCGUGUGCUGCCUGCGCAUGAGCAUGCCGUUCCUGGAUUUGACCACGUCUCCGGGUUGUGUCAAGUUCAAGUACGUACCGGACAUCGAGUCGAUCGCCGUGAACGUGACCUACGGCAGAGGCAACGUCCAGAACGGCGUCAUCAAGGGCAAUAACCCGGAACCCGUGUGCAUGGACGUGCUAGUUGGAUUUGGUCAACUGUGCGCUCGAUUUAUAGGAAACUCAUCUACACCACAAGACUUUGACGGUUGUCUUAAGUUGGAAGCCACCUUGUUAAACGAAGUGCAAAACUCGAUUCCCAUGGGAUGUUUUAAAAUGGACCAAAAUCGAUUAAUCUUCAAUUCCACGGUCGUCGAGUUGCCUGAAGUACUGUCGUCGAACAACAGCUCACAGUCCGGCGAGGAGGAGGGAGGAGAAGAAGAAGAGAGCGAAGAGGGCGUAGACCCUAGCGAAGAGGCGCUCAUCCAAGCAUUCGGUGAGACUGCCGUGCAAGGCGUCACGUGGCUGGUCAACGUCAUGGGACUGAACGUGAACCAGUCCAAUAAUAACGGGACCGCGGCCGCCUCGUCUAACCAGCAACAACCAUUAUCCCCUACGACGCAGCCCGCUCCCGUGAACGUCUAAUCACGGCGAUCCCGGAUCUAUACGUGAAUUUAAAGGAUCGUAUCCGUAGUACAAUCGAUCCCUUUUCGAUGACCCAUCAUCAACACAAACCUAUAUUUAUUAUUAUUAUUAUUAUUUUUUUUUUUAAUUAUUGUUAUUAUUAUUAAGUUCAGUAGUUUCAUUCGGCGACGCUUAGUUACCCACUACCGAGUUUCCCGCAACCGUUUCCCGCAUCACGUAUUUAUAUUUAUAUUUAUCCCUUUUCAAGUCAUCGAGAAUGGUGACGAAACCGGUCCUACAUUACCGACCACCAUUUUGAUGUCUCCAGACGUGAAGACAUUCGCUUUAUUUUAAGAUUAUCCGUGUAAAAGAUUGUAAAAGAUUUAACGAUACGAUGACGUCUUUAGUCUCGUUUCAUCUCGCGGUCUCUUGACAAUUCUAAACACCAAACAUAACUUGGCCUGAAAAACACGACUUUGUAAUGUCACUUCAAUCAUACGAGCUGUCGUAACUCAGACAAGUGUAACUAUAUUAUUAUUGCAUUUAUGUCGCACUCAUCCCAUUUCGCAACUACGGUUUCCUAUAACAAUGACUUUAUAUUUUUGUAAUUUUAACAUUAUUAACUGUACACGGUUGAAUUAUUUUUAUACGGUUUAUCGUUUAUAUUUAUUUUGAUAAUAAAGUUUAUUUAUUCUGUAAUUUACUCGAAACGUUUUUUGGUCAUCAGAACUUCCGCGUUGUGUUGCAAUUCAGCAUUCCUUUCCUACUCAAUAAGGAUCGAAAACCAGAACAACUAUAAUCAUGUUGAGCGGACUACAAGAGAACUGUUUGUACUUUUAAAUCUUUCACAAUAUGUUU
Messenger RNA from Sipha flava (yellow sugarcane aphid), 1953 nucleotides. RefSeq lists its product as uncharacterized. The transcript has 5 exons. The record is from RefSeq and is a predicted model, not a curated record. The coding region runs from base 292 to 1116 and encodes 274 amino acids. NCBI's taxonomy places the organism in Eukaryota, Metazoa, Arthropoda, Insecta, Hemiptera, Aphididae.